UCGUCUGCCAUUGUAAUAUGUACUUACUAUGUUAUGUGUUAUGCAUCACACUUCGUUAUUAAAUAUCAAACACUUGAUAAUUCAUCAGUGACUAACUGAGUGUGCUGUAGAAAGUGUAUCUUAAAUUAAAUAUAUUUUUCAUAUUAACAAUGGGAAUUUGUGUAAGGUUCUUACAACUUAUUGCUUGCCUCGCGUUCGUGAAGCCACUUUUAACGGAAGGAUCUUGUCAGUCAUGCCAUAUUUUGACUCCAUUAUUAAAAAAUGGCCAAACAUCUCAAGCUCGCGCCAUCUCUGAAGUCGACAGUUCCAAUUUUUUGGGAAUAAGAAGUUUUUCUGGAUUCCUCACUGUCAACGAAGAAUAUAAUUCCAAUCUCUUUUUCUGGUUCUUCCCUAAAGUUGUGAUGGAGAAGUCACCAUGGAUAAUAUGGCUGCAAGGAGGGCCAGGGUUUUCUUCAAUGAAAGGAGCAUUCGAUCUAAUUGGUCCGAUACAGGUGGUCAAUGGCAAAGUAGCCGCCAGAAAUGUGACAUGGGCGGACGACUACUCCCUGCUGUUCAUAGACAAUCCGGUGGGAGCCGGGUUCAGCUUCACCGACGAUGAGCGCGGAUAUCCGGACAAUGAGGAUGAUGUUGGCAGUCAAAUGCUGGAGUUUCUGCGCCAGUUCCUGCAAAUUUUUCCCGAGAUGCGAGCGGCGCCUCUCUUCGUGGCGGGCCAGUCGUACGCCGGCAAGUACGUGCCCGCGCUCGGGAUACAAGUGCAUCGACACAUGGAUAACAGUUCCAUCAAUUUUAAGGGGGUCAUGAUUGGAAACGGCCUAAUAGACCCUCGGAGCAUGAUGCAUUACAGCGAGCUAUGCACAGUGCUCGGUAUCCUGGACAGCGGACAGAUCGAGGAGGUCAAGGCCCUCGAGCAGUCCGUUGUUUACUUGAUAGACAAUAAAAACUGGACCCUGGCAUCCGAGGCAUUCAACGCCACAAUAGAAUUCAUCAAGACACACAGUGGCGUCAGUGUUUACAACUACCUAAAGGAUCCGGACAAUUCUGCCCCGGAGUUUGAGGUGUUCCUCUCGAGGCCUGACGUCAGAGAUUGGCUGCACGUCGGCAAUGCCAGCUUCGACUACAACAACCAGCUGGUGUACGAGAAGAUGUUGCCUGACAUCAUGAACACGACCAAACCUUGGCUGGAAGAGUUGUUGGAGCAUUAUGGUGUUAUGUGUUAUAGCGGUCAGCUGGACAUCAUAUUGGCGUACAGUUUGUCAAAGCACACGUACAACGCGCUGCAGUGGUCGCGUCGGUUGGAGUACGAACUGGCCAAACGUGAGCCCUUGCGAAGUGCUGAAGGUCCAAUUAUAGGAUACUCAAAAAAUGGCGGAAACUUUGUAGAGGUGUUAGUCAGGAGCGCUGGCCACGGCACCAUGGUAGAACAGCCAGAGGCGACCAAGGUCAUAAUGGACAUGUUCAUACAGCAGUUCAAAUAAAGGGCUAAACCCACCAUAUUCCUAGCUAAAGGCCGGCUGCUCAGAGUUUGCGUUUUUGACAGUUUGAACGAAUGGGCGAUGUAACUUCGAACUGGCGUACAAGGUUGUUGAACUGUGCUGUUUCAAGGUUAUGCCUACUGUUUGUCUUUGUAGUGCUAAUAAAAAAAUAAGCUAGUUGAUUCAUAUCAAAUUUAAUAUAAAAUAAUAUAUAUAAAUAAUUUCCUGUAAUACAUGGAAAAAGGGUCCGACAUAUAUCGAUAUUAAUUACGUAUUAGAAGUUAAGGAUUUCUUACAAAACUUGAAUUUAAAAAUCAUGUAUUUUUAAAUUUUCCAAACGUCGAAAACGUCCAUUUUGUGACGUCAUAAAGUUACUUGAUGUACUAAACGUCAAACUAAUUGUUAACUAACAUUUUUUAUAAGCGCUCCAUUUGUUAGUGCUACGUCAUGAAGCAGUUGAAAUAUAGACCACCAUGGCCGACAGGCGUUUUGGCUCGUAUUGUCAAAAAUAUAUAUUUUUUUAAUCUAGUAGAACGAUAAUGAACAAUUUCAGACCAUUUAAAAAAUGUGCCUAUUGUAAUUAAAUGUUUGUCCAUUUCGAUCACAAUCUGUCAGAAACGCAAUCACUGAGCGGCCGGACUUUAGUAUAAAGUAUAUAUAUAUAUAAGUCGGAUGCAAACUUUAUGAAGUCUCGGAAAUCAGCGGCGGGGUCGUUAAACGCAGGUAUACACAAAGUCAAGACCGCGUUACGUUACCGCUGAUACCUAAAACCUUGUAUUUAACUUAAUGCACGAUGUUCCGAAAUAUCAUAAAAUUA
Molecule: messenger RNA, 2289 nt
Organism: Bicyclus anynana (squinting bush brown)
Lineage: Eukaryota; Metazoa; Arthropoda; Insecta; Lepidoptera; Nymphalidae
Product: venom serine carboxypeptidase-like
Exons: 8
Coding region: 150-1475 (441 amino acids)
Biological process (GO): proteolysis
Molecular function (GO): serine-type carboxypeptidase activity
Source: RefSeq, a predicted model, not a curated record